Messenger RNA from Leptinotarsa decemlineata (Colorado potato beetle), 1899 nucleotides. RefSeq names its product glucose dehydrogenase [FAD, quinone]. NCBI's taxonomy places the organism in Eukaryota, Metazoa, Arthropoda, Insecta, Coleoptera, Chrysomelidae. Gene Ontology annotation, molecular function: oxidoreductase activity, acting on CH-OH group of donors; flavin adenine dinucleotide binding. The record is from RefSeq and is a predicted model, not a curated record.
AUGAGCCUAAAAUUAGCCUACGUCUUUAUACUUUUGGCAGUAGUAUCGACGACCUUACAAGAGUCGCUCCUAGAAGGAGUCAUAUCGUUACUGCAAGAUGGGGAAAAUCAAUGGACUGAUGAACCGGCAGACGUACCAAUUUACAAAAUGCAAAAAGAAUACGAUUUCGUGAUAGUAGGGGCGGGCACAGCUGGAUGUGUAUUGGCCAAUAGACUUUCCGAAAACCCGAACUGGUCGGUUCUACUUAUAGAAGCAGGUCGUCCCGAAAAUUUAUUGAUGGAUUUUCCAAUAUUAGCCAAUUAUCUUCAAUUCACUGAGUCGAACUGGCGAUACAAAACAGAACCGAGUGGUAGCUUCUGCAUGGGCUUGGAUAAUCAUCAGUGCAACUGGCCCAGAGGUAAGGUCGUUGGAGGUUCCAGCGUACUGAACUACAUGAUAUACACAAGAGGAAACUGGCGAGAUUAUGAUAAUUGGGCUAGAUUAGGAAACGAGGGAUGGUCCUUCAAAGAUGUUCUACCUUACUUCAAAAAAAUCGAAAACUUCACGGUACCAGAAUACCAAGACCCCGAAUUUCAUGGUUCGAAAGGCUAUCUGACAGUGGGAUAUUCUCCUGGUAAAACCAAAAUUGCUGAUGCAAUAGUCCAGUCUAGCAUUCAAAGCGGCAUACCAUAUGUAGAUUACAACGGAGCUACACAGAUAGGAGUAUCCAGGCUUCAGCUCAGCAUGAAAGAUGGAUAUCGAGACAGUUCCAGUAGAGCUUACCUGCAUCCAGUGGCAAAGAGACCCAACCUACAAAUGACCAAAUUUUCUAUGGUAUCUAAAAUACUCAUCGACCCCGGAACUAAAACUGCCUUUGGAGUGGAGUUUGUAAAAAAUAAUAGAACCCAUAGAGUGUUAGCAAAGAAAGAAGUAAUAGUGUCUGGCGGAGCCAUAAACUCACCACAGUUGCUCAUGCUGAGCGGUAUAGGCCCGAAAAAGCAUCUUACUUCAUUAGGAAUACCUGUAAUAAGCAAUUUAAAAGUUGGGUAUAAUCUGAUGGACCACAUAGCCACGGGGGGUAUAACUUUUCUCAUAAACCAACCCUACUCCUUGCGCACAGAUAGGAUUAUCAACAAGGAAAACUUGAACUUAUACCUCAACCAUCACAAAGGACCAAUGUCCAUACCAGGAGGUUGUGAGGUUUUGAUUUUCCACGAUUUUUCCAAUCCCAACGACCCAGAUGGUUAUCCGGAUAUGGAAUUGUUGUUCCAAGGCGGGUCCAUUGUCUCUGAUGAGACUUUAAGGAAAGAUUUCGGAAUAACAGAUCAAAUUUACGACGCCGUUUUCAAACCAAUCGAAAAUGAAGAAAGUUUCAUGGUGUUUCCCAUGUUAAUGAGGCCCAAGAGUAAAGGCAGAAUCAUGCUGAAAGAUGGAAAUUACAAAUCAAAACCCAGGAUAUAUCCUAACUAUUUCGCUUUUGAGGAAGAUAUGAAGACUAUCCUGGAAGGAAUCAGACUGAUUUUGAAUAUAACUGAGCAACCCGCGCUACAGGCUAUAGGGACGAGGCUGCAUGACAUUCCAAUUCCACAAUGUUCACACUUAACCUUCGCGAGUGAUCCAUAUUUCGAGUGCAUGACAAGAUAUUUCACAUUCACGAUUUACCAUCAAAGUGGAACUUGCAAAAUGGGUCCGCCGAAAGACAAGAAAGCUGUCGUAGAUCCCAGGCUGAGAGUGUACGGUGUCAAAGGUUUGAGAGUCAUAGAUGCUUCUAUUAUGCCUGAAAUACCGGCAGCUCAUACAAAUAGUCCGACAUAUAUGAUUGCCGAAAAAGGAGCGGACAUGAUCAAGGAAGAUUGGGGAAUGAAUAUUUAACUGUGAUGAUUUAGAUUAAUAUUACGUGUAAAUAUAGAUAUUAGCGCA